Molecule: messenger RNA, 1227 nt
Organism: Pseudozyma flocculosa PF-1
Lineage: Eukaryota; Fungi; Basidiomycota; Ustilaginomycetes; Ustilaginales; Ustilaginaceae
Exons: 2
Coding region: 1-1227 (408 amino acids)
Biological process (GO): inositol metabolic process; signal transduction; phosphatidylinositol phosphate biosynthetic process
Molecular function (GO): inositol monophosphate 1-phosphatase activity
Source: RefSeq, a predicted model, not a curated record
AUGUCACUGGAGCAGUAUCACGACUUCGCGACCGAUCUGGCGGUGCGAGCAGGCGCAUUGCUAUGCCAGAGCGCAUUCACACGCGCUCAGGCCGGAUAUUGCCCUCCCUCUCCCACCACGUCUCUUCCCUCGUCGACGGACAACACGGCAGCUCUCAAUAUCAAGGACAAGGACUCAAGCGUCGACGUCGUGACCGACACUGACAUCGCCGUCGAGAACUUCAUCAUCGGCGAGAUCAAGCGACGAUUCCCAGAGCACCGUAUCCUGGCCGAGGAGACAUAUGCUGCGGGCGGCAGCAAGAAGUUCGAGCUGGGCGAUGAGCCGACGUGGAUCGUUGACCCGCUGGAUGGAACCGUCAACUACGUGCACCUCUUUCCGCUCAUUUGCAUCUCGAUUGGAUUGACGAUCAACAAACAUCCCGUUGUCGGCGCCAUCUACGCUCCUCUGCUCGGCGGAUUUGACGUACGGGCAUCGAGGGGCACGCUGUGGUCCUCCUGUCAAGGUCUUGGAGCGUUCCAAUCUUUUCCUCGCACCGAUAACCCGACGACGCAUACCUUGUCCUGGCUGCAGCGACAUGCGCACGGGCUACGGCGUUCGCCAUCGACCGGACCGGAGGCGCAAGACGACCUCGGCGAUAAUCCGAGGCCGCUUCGUCUUCCUCUGUCGCCACUACGUCUUCUUUCCGAGACGGCGCCAUCCGGACUGCUGGUCGCUUCGGAAUGGGGUAAAGAUCGUCGACCUUCGCCAGAAGGCAACCUGAUGCGAAAGGCGAACACUUUUCUCAAUCUGGCAUCGUCCCGCAGCGGUAUCGACAACGGACAGGGAGGACGGAAGGGCGGAGGAGUGCAGGUGCAUGGUAUCCGCAGUCUGGGCAGCGCGGCGCUCGAUUUGGCUUACUGCGCCUCCGGUUCCGUCGACGUGUUCUGGGAAGGAGGGUGCUGGGAGUGGGAUGUCUGCGCCGGUCUCGCCAUCCUCUACGAAGCGGGCGGCAUGGCCACCGACGCCAACGCACCACCACCUGGGUCGAGGUUCUGGGACGCCAACGAAGAUGUUCCCGCCGCGUCGUUGGGAGCGAGGCGCUUUCUCUGCAUCAGGCCUUGCUGCGACAACGACAAGACGGGCGAGACGGCCAAGGAGGCUCAGCGCAGAGUUGCGAGGGGCGUGUGGAAGGCGCUGGACCAGGGCGGUCUCGACUACAACAGGGAGGGAGUCACCUAUGCAGAGUAG